This is a messenger RNA of Trichoplusia ni (cabbage looper), 1584 nucleotides long. RefSeq lists its product as uncharacterized. The transcript has 5 exons. Gene Ontology annotation, molecular function: serine-type endopeptidase activity. Gene Ontology annotation, biological process: proteolysis. The coding region runs from base 367 to 1572 and encodes 401 amino acids. NCBI's taxonomy places the organism in Eukaryota, Metazoa, Arthropoda, Insecta, Lepidoptera, Noctuidae. The record is from RefSeq and is a predicted model, not a curated record.
GAGUUUUACAUAAUGUUUGGAGAUGAAUGUUUUCAAAACAUGACUUAGAAAGGCAAGCAAAAAGCCGCAGUCCUCGCUCGACAAUUAGAGCAGUGGUUUAGUUACAGAUAAAGGUCAAAAAUGACUUUUUUAAUGGUCAUAAUAAAUUGACACUAGUCAUCAGUAUUUGUGUGCAAUGGUGUCGACAAUUGAAGGUGUGAAACAUUGAAGUUCAGAACACGCGUUCAAUCUUCAGCUUUAUCUUGGCUACACUCUAAACAGGAAAACCGAUAAAAUCCACAAAUAAGUCAACAAAAAGGACCUCUAAUUCGCUUAAUUACGUUGUAAAACGUAAAAACACGCACACAUACACAACACAAUCGCCGAAUGAUCUACAAACACAAAACAUUUGCCAUAGACAUGUCGAGUGUGGUGGUGUUCGUAUUUUUACUGGAUAAUUUAGCAGGUUUUAACAACGCUUUAAAUGAUACCCUGAUAAGUGGAGCAAUAUACACACAGAACAAUGAACCCCCAGACAUACAAAACUGUGACCCCGUCACCACCGAGCAGAUCCUAAGCGCAGUCAGCCAGGACCUAGACUUAGACAUAGUCCCCACCUUCAGAACUAGCGACAAUAACAACUACAACCCGGUCGAAACUGAACAGUUAAGGGAACAGUCGCCAGAGGAAGUUUACAAUACAAUGGUCGAUAAUUCGUUACAUGAAGUAGACCCAAAAGACGAGUUCUAUCAAAAACAAUUAGACGGCAACGUCUACGAUACUGAUUUCACUCCAUUUUAUAGAAGAUCGCACCUGGACCACCCGGAAAAUGAUCACAAAGCUUUCAAACCCGUUGAAGAUGUAACUAGGAAUUUUACUAAAAUCCAGUAUCCGAAAACUGCGCCAUUUUUGGUGGCCAUAUUUGAAACAUUGUCAAAUAUUACCGCACAAACGUGUGCGGGUACGUUGCUGUCCCCGCAUUGGGUGCUCACUGCUGCAAACUGUGUGGAUAUAUUGAGCAACUUGUAUAACAAUGGUUCGAUUGCCACAAACAAAAGUCACUACACGGUAGUGGCUGGGUCCCACAACCCGCUGCUGGACGGGUCUGCUCACAACGUGACUUCAGUUCUGCUGCACCCUGAAGUCAAUCUGACCCACCCGCUCCACAAGGGCCUAGGUGUGGACGGGCCCUACCUGGCGCUGAUGAAGAUCGAGCCAGAGGCUGAAGUGCCCUCCUUCCAGCUGAUACCAGAGGAAGCGAUCAGUGGGGAGGUUAUGGUCUACGGAUGGAUCUUAUCUAAAAACGAGACCGAGCAUGACUCUUUGAACUGCACGUCAAUGUCGGGGCUGAUCCUGACGUCGCCCGAGUGCCAGGCCAUGUACAGCUACCGCGCCAAUGACGUCAUAUGCUUGCUCAAUAACGAUACCGAAAAAAAUACUACUCAGUUAAGUUCUGGCGGCCCAGUGAUGAUGGAGCAUGAAGGUCAAGUGAAGCUGCUGGCGGUGGUGCAGACAGACGAGCACCUGUUCGUGGCGUACCCUCUCGCGCAGCACAUCGCGUGGAUCAACCAAACUAUCUAUAAUAAAUCAUAGCUGUAAUGUUGU